AUAACUAUGAAAUUUUGCAUUUCCGUAAUAGCCAAAUGGGCACCUAUGGUUUUGUCGAUGUUAGGGACUUUUUCCGGGUUUGAUUUCGGGCUGGGAUCAGAAGGAAGCGCUAUAAUGACCACUACGUGCGUUUCAUUCUGUGCACUAGUGGCGUUCUCCUUUUGUUUGAGUUCCUUUCGUUUGAAAGGGGCGCUCAAGAAGGUUCUCCUCCUCUUCUUGAUCUUUUCCGCUGGGUUCGUGGGAUCUUUGAUACGGAUCCAAGUCGUCCACCUAGUGGGUGGACAGGCUUUGACCCUGUUGGGGCCGAUUAUCGGCUGGUAUGCAGUAGGAUGGCAAGCACUUUCUUCUACGGGCCCUAACGGGGCGGAGAGCUGGGAGGAGAGUACGUUUGAAUUUGACGUGCUCGAGGAAUCCUUUUCCCCCACGGCAGAGGAGGCCCAAACGGAAGAAGGGGAACCCUCGGUCAAUUUUCAGGGGCCCGGGACGCCCCAGUCCCAAACGGAAGAGGGGGAACCCUCGGUCAAUCAGGGGGGUCCCGAGGAAGCUGGGCCUGCGCUUCCAGCUCAUCCAGUCGAGGGGGACGAAGCUGGGCCAUCUCAUAGAGUGGGCCCCUAUCAGGACCAGGGCCUACCUACUGAUAGGAAUGGUAACACAAUGGAUCUGAAUGCUCGGCCCUCCCUAUCAUACAGGAGGUGUACAACAACCUUAACCGCGCAAGCCUGGGCUGGGCCUACCUCCAUCCUUAGAGGAGCCGUAUGA
This is a messenger RNA of Eutrema salsugineum, 759 nucleotides long. RefSeq lists its product as uncharacterized. Bases 7 to 759 code for a protein of 250 amino acids. The transcript is spliced from 3 exons. NCBI's taxonomy places the organism in Eukaryota, Viridiplantae, Streptophyta, Magnoliopsida, Brassicales, Brassicaceae. The record is from RefSeq and is a predicted model, not a curated record.